AUGGAAGUCGGCAGUUUAUUACAGACUGGAGGUGGAGUUGGUGAAGCGGGCACUACAGAAAACGUCAUAGACAGUAUUUGCCCAUACAUUAAUCUGACUGUACCUGGAGUCAUUGACUCAAACACAGAAGAGAAAGUCCUAGUAAACCUGAGUUCUGUGGAAAUACAUGCUCCAGAGAAAAUAGAUAAGGAAAACCAAUAUGAUAAUGAGGUCAUAGAAAGUUUAAAAUUAAGCAAGAGCAAAAGAGGAUUAUUUCCUUUAAAAACAUUAACAGAUAACAAUGGUAAGCUCUCCAGUGAAGUCCAAGUGCGGGUAAAGCGGUGCAAGGAGAAUAUAGAGCAGGAUUCAGAAUUACAUAAAUUGAGAGUCCAGAGGGAAAAAAUAUUGAUAAAAAAAGAAGAAAUAUUAUUGGAAAAAGAGUCACAGCAAGCCACAUUUCAAAUAGAAAAAAACAAUUUAGAAAUCAAGAAACUUAAGUUAGAAAUAGCAUUAUUGGAAAAAAAAAAAUUAAUUUAUUCAAAGUCCCUGUAA
Molecule: messenger RNA, 531 nt
Organism: Parnassius mnemosyne (clouded apollo)
Lineage: Eukaryota; Metazoa; Arthropoda; Insecta; Lepidoptera; Papilionidae
Source: the annotation of a GenBank genome assembly